AGUAAAACGGGCUGCUCUAUCCUCCCCUUAUUACACCAAUAAUCACUCAAAGAUUCAAGUGCUAUUUAACCAAGUCUCUGUUUCGUAUAAUUUUCACGCUUGCUUUGGAUCCUUUUUAAGAAAAAUCUCCCAAGAACAAGAUCACAACAUAGUUAGAGAGACAUUAUAAUAAAAUUAUCCAAAUUUAUGAUCAUGGCCUCCUCCUUCUUCAUCAGCUAUCCCCUAUUUGCUAGCUUGUUAUCUCUGAGCUUUGGGUUUGAACGAAAAGUAGGCACCAAUGCAGCCAGCCGCCUUCAAAACUAUCACGCUGUUCCCAUCUCCUCUCUAUUUCCGUCGACCAUCUGCAGCCCCUCUACUAAAGUGAAUAACAAGAGAAAAUCAUUGAAAUUAGUAGACAAGUAUGGUCCGUGCUCUCCACUCUACCAAGACAAAACCAUUAAGCGACCAACAAAGGUUGAAAUCCUCCAGCUUGAUCAAGCCCGUGUUAAGUCAAUCCAAUCUCUUCUUUCCAAUAAAUCCAUAGAAACCGAAGCCAUUAAUGUUCCAGUGGAUUUGGGCCGCCACCAUUGGAACACUAGUAACUACAUCGUAACGGUGGGACUAGGCACACCAAAAAGAGAUUUAACUCUCGAAAUUGACACCGCCAUCGAUAUUACUUGGACCCAGUGUAUGCCAUGCAGCAAUUGCUAUAAACAACGAGAACCGCUAUUUGACCCUUCCGAGUCAACCUCAUAUUCCAACAUUUCCUGUAGCUCUCGGUUAUGCUCGCAGAAAUUAACUGGUAAAAGGCAAAGUUGUUAUUCUCCGACAUCCCCAUGCAUGUACACAAGAAGUUAUGGUGACGGAUCGCAAACAACUGGAUACUUGAGCAGAGAAACAAUCACAUUAAGGCAAUACGACAACCAGGUGUUGGAAGAUUUCCUCUUUGGCUGCGGGGUAAACAAUGGUGGUGUUUUUGGGCUUUCUGCCGGGUUGCUGGGCUUGAGUCGGGGCAAACUCUCUUUCGUCGAACAGUCCGCCCAGAAAUACAACCGCACGUUCUCUUACUGCCUACCAACCAGCUCCAGCUCAUCUGGAUUCUUAACUUUUGGCAAAGAUGUCGACAAAGCUGCUUCCGCCGAUGUGAAAUACAUCCCACUAACCACAGUUUCCGAAUACUUUUACGGCGUAAAAUUGGACGAUAUUAUUUUAGAUGGCAUUCCAUUAGGGAUUUCACCAGUUAAUCUUUUUUCAUCCCCUGGCACCGUUAUUGAUUCUGGAACUGUCAUAACUCGUUUGCCGGAGACUGCAUACCGCGAUUUGCGAUUUGAAUUUCGUAGAUACAUGGAAUUUCAAGGUUAUACAUUGAUAUCACCAAUCAGUAUACGGGAUACUUGCUAUGACUUGAACUUUAUAACAAAGGUGCACUUGCCAAUAAUAAGCUUUCUGUUUGCUGAUGGAACUAUGGUGGAGUUGGAUCCAAAUGGCAUAUUUUAUGUAUUCAGACUUUAUCGCCAGGGUUGUUUGGCGUUUGCUGGAUUCCCUGACUAUACUGGGCAUACUAUCUUGGGGAAUACCAUUCAGAGAACAAUGGAAGUGGUAUAUGAUAUUGAUGGAGGCAGAAUUGGUUUUCGCUCUUAUGCCUGUGAAUAA
Molecule: messenger RNA, 1632 nt
Organism: Ziziphus jujuba (common jujube)
Lineage: Eukaryota; Viridiplantae; Streptophyta; Magnoliopsida; Rosales; Rhamnaceae
Product: aspartyl protease family protein At5g10770
Exons: 3
Coding region: 187-1632 (481 amino acids)
Biological process (GO): proteolysis
Molecular function (GO): aspartic-type endopeptidase activity
Source: RefSeq, a predicted model, not a curated record